AUGUCGGCCAUUUUUAUGCCUCUGCACCUUGUAGAGUCCGUUCCCCGAUUUUUAAUUGAGGCUGUUCUGGGGGCAAGAUAUGAAUGGAAUAGGUUCCAUUUGGAGCACAACCCUGGUACUGCUCUGGACUCAUUUCAGUUAUACCCUGUUCCCCACAUGGUCAAUCUGCUGCAUGUUAUUCAGUUAUACCCUGUUCACCACAUGGUCAAUCUGCUGCAUGUUAUUCAGUUAUACCCUGUUCCCCACAUGGUCAAUCUGCUGCAUGUUAUACCCUGUUCCCCACAUGGUCAAUCUGCUGCAUGUUAUACCCUGUUCCCCACAUGGUCAAUCUGCUGGAUGUUAUACCCUGUUCCCCACAUGGUCAAUCUGCUGCAUGUUAUUCAGGUAUACCCUGUUCCCCACAUGGUCAAUCUGCUGCAUGUUAUACCCUGUUCACCACAUGGUCAAUCUGCUGCAUGUUAUACCCUGUUCACCACAUGGUCAAUCUGCUGCAUGUUAUUCAGUUAUACCCUGUUCACCACAUGGUCAAUCUGCUGCAUGUUAUUCAGGUAUACCCUGUUCACCACAUGGUCAAUUUGCUGCAUGUUAUUCAGGUAUACCCUGUUCCCACAUGGUCAAUCUGCUGCAUGUUAUACCCUGUCCACCACAUGGUCAAUCUGCUGCAUGUUAUUCAGUUAUACCCUGUUCACCACAUGGUCAAUCUGCUGCAUGUUAUACCCUGUUCACCACAUGGUCAAUCUGCUGCAUGUUAUUCAGUUAUACCCUGUUCACCACAUGGUCAAUCUGCUGCAUGUUAUACCCUGUCCACCACAUGGUCAAUCUGCUGCAUGUUAUUCAGGUAUACCCUGUUCACCACAUGGUCAAUCUGCUGGAUGUACAACAGUCACCCGGCUGCGGCCUUGUCCUGCUCUGAAGCCUUUACCCCCGAGGCUCCAUCAUGUUGCACUUGACUUCUACAGUUCCAACUAUUAA
This is a messenger RNA of Oncorhynchus tshawytscha (Chinook salmon), 972 nucleotides long. RefSeq lists its product as uncharacterized. The transcript is spliced from 2 exons. NCBI's taxonomy places the organism in Eukaryota, Metazoa, Chordata, Actinopteri, Salmoniformes, Salmonidae. Bases 1 to 972 code for a protein of 323 amino acids. The record is from RefSeq and is a predicted model, not a curated record.